Thamnophis elegans (Western terrestrial garter snake) is the source of this 15066-nucleotide messenger RNA. It is a transcript of the gene RYR1, whose product is annotated as ryanodine receptor 1. Gene Ontology annotation, molecular function: ryanodine-sensitive calcium-release channel activity; protein binding. Lineage: Eukaryota; Metazoa; Chordata; Lepidosauria; Squamata; Natricidae. Gene Ontology annotation, biological process: intracellular calcium ion homeostasis; calcium ion transmembrane transport. Gene Ontology annotation, cellular component: Z disc; sarcoplasmic reticulum membrane; smooth endoplasmic reticulum. The transcript is spliced from 105 exons. The record is from RefSeq and is a predicted model, not a curated record.
AUGGCCGAAGGAGGCGGCGAGGGGGAGGACGAUGUGCAGUUUCUGAGGACGGAUGAUGAAGUUGUCCUGCAGUGUUCAGCUGUAGUCUUCAACGAACAGCUGAAGUUAUGCCUGGCUACCGAAGGCUUUGGAAACCGGCUCUGUUUUCUGGAACCUACCUCUAAUGCUCAGAAAGUCCCUCCGGAUCUGGCAAUAUGUUGCUUCAGUCUGGAGCAAUCCUUGUCCGUACGAGCCCUGCAGGAAAUGCUGGCCAAUACUGUGGAAGCCGGCGUCGAGUCCUCACAAGGAGGUGGACACCGGACUCUGCUGUAUGGACACGCUAUUCUUCUCCGGCAUUCCCACAGCGGCAUGUAUUUAAGCUGCUUGACCACCUCGCGCUCCUUGACGGAUAAACUUGCCUUUGACGUGGGCCUUCAGGAAGAUGCUUCAGGGGAAGCCUGUUGGUGGACCAUCCACCCCGCCUCGAAGCAGCGGUCGGAGGGGGAGAAGGUGCGCGUGGGGGACGACCUCAUCCUCGUCAGCGUCUCCUCUGAGCGGUAUCUGCACUUGUCCACCGCUAGUGGAGAACUUCAGGCCGAUGCCUCCUUCAUGCAAACCCUUUGGAACAUGAAUCCUAUCAGUUCUGGCUGCGAGGAAGGGUGUGUGACUGGUGGCCAUGUCAUGCGCCUCUUCCACGGCCACAUGGAUGAAUGCCUCACCAUCUCCACCACGGACCAGAAUGAAGAGCAACGCAGGGUGGUGAACUAUGAAGGAGGGCCCGUCUGUUCCCAGGCUCGAUCCCUCUGGCGCCUGGAACCUCUGCGCAUCAGCUGGAGCGGCAGCCACAUGAAGUGGGGACAACCGUUUCGUGUCCGCCACGUCACCACGGGACGCUACUUGGCCCUGACUGAGGAGAAGGGGCUGGUUGUGGUGGACGCUGAGAAGGCCAACACCAAAGCAACAGCCUUCUGCUUCCGGGUUUCGAAGGAAAAGCUAGACGUGGCCCCGAAACGAGACGUGGAAGGCAUGGGCGCCCCGGAUAUCAAAUACGGAGAGUCCAUGUGCUUCGUGCAACACGUGGACAGCGGCCUCUGGGUGACCUACGCAGCUGCCGACGCCAAGGCCAUGCGCCUGGGUUUGCUCAAGAGAAGGGCCAUCCUGCAUCAGGAAGGGCACAUGGACGACGCCCUCUCGCUCACCCGCUGCCAGCAGGAACAGUCCCAAGCCGCCCGGAUGAUCUACAGCACAUCGGGGCUUUAUAACCAGUUCAUCAAAGGCCUGGACUCCCUGCUCGGGAAGGCCAAGCCCAGCACCCCGGUGACUCUUCCCAUCGAAGGGAUGAUCCUCAGUUUGCAGGAUCUCAUCAACUACUUCCAGCACCCGGAGGAAGAGCUCCAGCACGAAGAGAAGCAGACGAAGCUCCGUUCCCUAAAAAAUCGGCAGAAUCUCUUCCAGGAGGAGGGCAUGAUCACUCUCGUCCUGAACUGCAUCGACCGCCUCAACGUCUACAGCACGGCCGCGCACUUUGCCGAGUUCGCUGGGGAGGACGCGGCCGAGUCGUGGAAGGAGAUCGUCAACUUGCUCUACGAACUCUUGGCCUCGCUGAUCCGUGGGAACCGUUCCAACUGCGCCCUCUUUUCCAACAACCUGGACUGGCUGGUCAGCAAACUGGACCGACUGGAGGCGUCCUCUGGCAUUCUGGAGGUUUUGUAUUGUGUCCUCAUCGAAAGUCCAGAAGUGUUGAAUAUCAUCCAGGAAAACCACAUCAAGUCCAUCAUCUCUCUCCUGGACAAACAUGGACGCAACCACAAGGUGCUGGAUGUUCUCUGCUCUCUGUGUGUCUGCAACGGCGUGGCUGUCCGCUCCAAUCAAAACCUGAUCACCGAAAACCUGUUGCCGGGGAGAGAUCUUCUCUUGCAAACGAAGCUUAUUAAUUAUGUCACCAGCAUGCGCCCCAACAUCUUCCUGGGCACCCACGAAGGAUCCACCCAGUACAAGAAGUGGUAUUACGAGAUGAUUGUGGACUCGGUGGAGCCUUUUGUGACCGCCCAGGCCACGCAUAUGCGAGUCGGCUGGGCCAUGGCGGAAGGCUACAGCCCCUACCCAGGGGGUGGAGAAGGCUGGGGUGGCAAUGGCGUUGGGGAUGACCUCUACUCUUUCGGCUUUGAUGGUCUCCACCUGUGGUCAGGCCGCGUGGCUCGGGCCGUGGCGUCUCCCGGGCAGCACUUGCUGGGGGCAGACGACGUGGUGAGCUGCUGCCUGGACCUGAGCGUUCCCAGCAUCUCUUUCCGCAUUAACGGCUUCCCGGUGCAAGGCAUGUUUGAGAACUUCAACCUGGACGGGCUUUUCUUCCCCGUGAUCAGCUUCUCGGCCGGCAUCAAAGUGCGCUUCCUCCUGGGGGGUCGCCACGGAGAGUUCAAAUUCCUGCCGCCCCCAGGCUACGCUCCCUGCUACGAGGGUGUCCUCCCCCGGGAGAAGCUGCGUGUGGAGCCCAUCAAGGAGUACAAGCACGACAUCAACGGCAUCCGGAACCUCCUGGGGCCGACCCAGUCCUUGUCCCACACGUCCUUCACCCCCUACCCUGUGGAUACCGUCCAGAUCGUAUUGCCUCCACACCUUGAGAAAGUCCGGGAGAAAUUGGCAGAGAAUAUCCACGAACUGUGGGCCCUCACACGCAUCGAGCAGGGGUGGAUCUACGGGCCGGUCCGUGAUGACAACAAACACCUGCAUCCUUGUUUGUUGGAUUUCCACAGCCUUCCCGAGCCGGAGCGCAAUUAUAACCUUCAGAUGUCCGGGGAAACCCUCAAGACCUUGCUAGCUCUGGGCUGCCAUGUGGGGAUGGCGGAUGAGAAAGCCGAAGAGAACCUCAAGAAAACCAAGCUGCCUAAAACGUACAUGAUGUCCAACGGCUACAAACCAGCACCCUUGGAUCUCAACCACAUCAAGCUCACCCCAGCCCAGAACACCUUGGUGGACAAGCUGGCUGAGAACGGACACAACGUCUGGGCCAGGGACCGGGUCCAACAGGGCUGGACAUACAGCGUGGUGCAGGACAUCAAAAACAGGCGUAACCCCCGUCUGGUACCCUACCACCUCCUCGAUGAGAGGACCAAGAAGACGAACCGAGACAGCUUGCGGGAAGCGGUGCGGACCCUCCUUGGCUACGGAUACAACAUUGAACCCCCAGAUCAGGAAGCCAGUGAGGUUAGAAGUGAGGGCCGGCUGGAAAAAGUCCGCAUUUUCCGUGCCGAGCAGUUCUACGCGGUGAAGUCGGGCAAGUGGUACUUUGAAUUUGAGGCCGUCACCACUGGCGAGAUGCGGGUGGGGUGGGCCCGCCCGGAUGUGCGGCCGGACGUGGAGCUGGGAGCCGACGACCUCGCCUAUGUCUUCAACGGGCAUCGGGGUCAGCGUUGGCACCUAGGGAGUGAGCCUUUUGGUCGCCCGUGGCAACCGGGAGACGUGGUCGGAUGCAUGAUUGACCUGACGGAUAACCAUAUCAUGUUCACACUGAACGGCGAGAUGCUGAUCAGUGACUCGGGGUCAGAGCUAGCCUUCAAAGAAAUAGAGACCGAAAAUGGCUUCAUCCCAGUGUGCAGCUUGGGCCUGUCCCAGGUGGGAAGACUCAACUUGGGUCAAGAUGUCAGCAGCCUUCGCUAUUUCACCAUCUGCGGUCUUCAAGAAGGUUACGAACCCUUUGCGAUCAACACGAAGCGGGAAGUCACCAUGUGGUUCAGCAAAAGCUUGCCUCAGUUUUCCCCCGUGCCCGAUGAGCACCCUCACUACGAGGUCUCAAGGAUUGAUGGCACCGUGGACAACCCGCCGUGCCUAAAGCUGACGCACCGGACCUUCGGCUCCCAGAAUGCCGUUGUGGAACUCCUCUUCCUGCGUCUCAGUAUGCCAGUGGAGUUCCACGAAAAGUUCAAGAUCACCGCCGGCACCACUCCGCUCACUCAUGCGCUCACCAUCCCUGAAGAUGACGUCAAGGACGUUGACCUUGACUCCGAAUUUGAGCAGUUGAAGAAGACCGCCAGCCGCAAGGAAGCCGAGGAAGUCGAGAAGGAGAAACAAGGCCCAGGUUCCCCGGCCACCCAUAAGGAGUCGCCCAAAGAGAAUGAGAAAGAUUCCUCCAACGAGAAAAGCAGAGCCAAAAGAGGCUUCUUGUUCAAAGCCAAGAAAGCCACCACCCUCAUUACCCCUGCCCCCGUAGUCCCCACGGUACAUCGGCUUGAAAAGGAAGUGGUUCCCGAUGACCGGGAUGAUCCAGAAAUCAUCAUGAACACCACAACGUAUUACUACUCGGUCCGGAUAUUUGCAGGACAAGAGCCCACUACUGUCUGGGUAGGUUGGGUGACCCCCGAUUACCACCAGCAUGACAUGCACUUCGACCUCACGAAGGUGCGCAAUGUCACGGUCACCAUGGGCGACGACAAGGGAAACAUCCACGACAGCAUCAAGAGAAGCAACUGCUACAUGGUAUGGGGAGGGGAGUUUGUCAGCAGUACCCAGCAGACCCGAGUUAGCACGGUGGACCUGGUGAUCGGCUGCCUUCUUGAUUCGGCCACGGGGCUCAUGACAUUCACAGCCAACGGGAAAGAAGUCAACACCUUCUUCCAGGUGGAGCCCAACACAAAACUGUUCCCCGCCGUUGUCGCUCUCCCAACAAACCAGAAUGUCAUCCAAUUUGAACUGGGCAAACUGAAGAAUAUUAUGCCGAUAUCAGCUGCCAUGUUCCGGAGCGAGCGGAGAAACCCGGAGCCCCAGUGCCCACCUCGCCUUGCCAUCCAAAUGCUGGCCCCCAUGACGUGGAGCCGUAUGCCCAAUGAGUUUCUACGGGUGGACGUUGCUCGCUUCAGCGACCGCCAUGGCUGGAUGGUUGAGUGCCUGGAACCAAACAUAAUGAUGGCUCUCCACAUCCCAGAGGAGAACCGAUGUAUAGAUAUCCUGGAAUUGUCCGAGCGCCAAGACUUGUUGACGUUCCAUUCCCAUAGUCUGAAGUUGUACUGUGCCGUGUGCGCCUUGGGCAACAACCGGGUGGCCCAUGCCUUGUGUAGCCACGUGGACGAGUCGCAAUUGCUUUACACCAUCGAGAGCAACCACCUUCCAGGCCUGCUGCGUAGUGGCUACUACGACCUCCUUAUCAGCAUGCACCUGGAGUCGGCCAAGCGCUCCCGUCUCAUGAUGAACAGCGAGUUCAUUGUCCCCAUGACGGACGAGACCAAGAGAAUCACGCUCUUCCCGGACGGCAUGAAGAAACCGGGAUUGCCCGGGGUGGGCAUGAGCACCUGCUUACGUCCCCCGCUCCACUUCUCCGACACCUGUUUCGUCAGCACCAGCUCUGAGCUCUACCAGCUGAGUCCUUCCAUCCCGCUGGAUGCGCUGAAGGUGAAGGCCAUCAACAUGCUGACGGAAGCCGUCCAAGACGGAGGGCAACAUACCCGCGACCCUGUCGGGGGUAGCGUGGAGUUCCAGUUCGUGCCCGUUCUCAAGUUGGUCUGCACCCUCCUCAUCAUGGGUGUGUUUGAGGAUGAGGACGUGCGCCAUAUCCUCAAGAUGAUCGACCCCAGCGUCUUUGGGGAAUCCAAAGAGGAGGAAGAGGAGGAAGAGGAAGAAGCAGGAGAGGAAGAGGAGGAGGUGGAAGAAGAGGAGGAGGAGGAGAAAGAGGCUGGAGGGGAGCAGAAGGAAAAAGACGAAGAAGGAGAAAAGCAGGAGCUGAAGGCCAUUGAGGCUGGGGAAGCAGAAGCCAAAGAAGAUGAGGAAGGGCUGGAGGAAGGCCUGCUACAAAUGAAGCUUCCCGAAUCAGUCAAGUUGCAGAUGUGCAACCUGUUGCAGUUUUUCUGGGACCGCGAGCUACAGCACCGCGUGGAAGCCAUCAUUGCUUUCUCGGAGCGCUAUGUGGACAGGCUGCAGACCAACCAACGGCAGCGUUACGCUACGCUGAUGCAAGCCUUCACCAUGUCGGCUGCGGAGACCGCCAGGCGCACCCGGGAAUUCCGCUCUCCUCCCCAGGAGCAGAUCAACAUGCUGCUACAUUUUAAGAACGGUGCCGAUCUUGAGGAUUGCCCAGUACCUGAAGAGAUCCGAGAUGAAUUGUUGGAAUUUCAUAACGACCUGCUAGCCCAUUGUGGAAUCCAAAGCGAGGGGGAGGAGGAACAGGAAGAGGAAGAGACUUCCUUUCACCGUCGGUUGAUGAAUUUGGUGGAGAAGGUGGUGAACCUUCGCAAGAAAAAGGAAGACGACCAAGAUGAGCAGCCCCCGGAAGAGGAACCGAAGCCCAGCACUUUGCAAGAGCUGAUCUCCCACACAAUGGUCCAUUGGGCCCAAGAGUCCUUCGUCCAGAACCCAGAGCUAGUCCGCUUGAUGUUCAGCCUUCUCCAUCGGCAGUACGAUGGCCUCGGUGAGCUCAUCCGUGCUAUGCCCAAGGCUUAUACCAUCAAUGCCAACUCGGUGGAGGAUACCAUGAGUCUCCUGGAGUGCCUGGGGCAGAUCCGCUCACUGCUCAUCGUUCAGAUGGGACUUGAGGAGGAGAACCUGAUGAUCCAGAGCAUUGGCAAUAUAAUGAACAACAAAGUCUUCUACCAGCACCCCAACUUGAUGAGGGCCCUGGGAAUGCACGAGACUGUCAUGGAGGUGAUGGUGAACGUUCUGGGAGGAGGGGACUCAAAGGAGAUCCGCUUCCCUAAAAUGGUGACCAACUGUUGCCGCUUCUUGUGCUACUUCUGCCGCAUCAGUCGCCAGAACCAACGCUCCAUGUUUGACCAUCUCAGCUACCUGCUGCAGAAUAGCGGGAUCGGGCUGGGCAUGCGAGGAUCCACCCCCUUGGAUGUGGCUGCAGCUUCAGUCAUCGAUAACAAUGAGCUGGCCCUGGCUUUGCAGGAGCAAGAUCUGGAAAAGGUGGUGACCUACCUUGCUGGCACGGGCCUCCAAAGCUGUCCCAUGUUGCUCUCCAAGGGAUAUCCUGACAUUGGUUGGAACCCUUGCGGAGGCGAGCGUUACCUGGAUUUCCUGCGCUUCACCGUCUUCGUCAAUGGUGAGAGCGUGGAGGAGAACGCCAAUGUGGUGGUGCGUCUGUUGAUCCGUCGUCCUGAGUGCUUUGGCCCGGCCCUGCGUGGGGAAGGGGGCAACGGCUUGCUGGCGGCCAUAGAAGAAGCCAUCCAGAUCUCUCAGGAUCCUGCCCGGGAUGGGCCGACCGUCAAGAAAGAUCGCCGGAGGGAAUUAUUUGGGGGAGAAGAAGCCCACGAGGAGUACAGAGUCCAUUUGGGCAACACCAUCAUGUCCUUCUACGCUGCCCUCAUUGAUUUGCUGGGACGCUGCGCCCCCGAGAUGCACCUCAUCCAAGCUGGGAAGGGGGAAGCCCUCCGGAUCAGAGCCAUCUUGCGUUCCUUAGUGCCCAUCGAAGACCUUGUUGGAGUCAUCAGCCUCCCGCUGCAGAUCCCUUCGUUUGGCAAAGAUGGCAGUGUCAUUGAACCCAAGAUGUCCGCCAGCUUCGUGCCUGACCACAAGUCACCCAUGGUGUUGUUCCUGGACCGUGUGUACGGCAUCGAGAACCAAGACUUCCUCCUCCAUGUCCUGGAAGUAGGUUUUCUGCCUGACAUGAGAGCUGCGGCCUCCUUGGACACAGCGUCCUUUAGCACCACGGAGAUGGCUUUGGCCAUGAACCGCUACCUCUGCCUGGCUGUGCUACCACUCAUCACCAAAUGCGCCCCUCUCUUUGCCGGCACUGAACACCGGGCUAUCAUGGUGGACUCCAUGUUGCACACCAUCUACCGGCUGUCUCGGGGCCGCUCCCUCACCAAGGCGCAGCGUGACGUCAUUGAAGAGUGCCUCAUGGCGCUGUGCAAGUUUAUAAGGCCUUCCAUGCUCCAGCAUCUUCUCCGCCGGCUGGUAUUUGAUGUGCCUAUCCUCAAUGAAUUUGCCAAAAUGCCUCUCAAGCUGUUGACCAACCAUUACGAGCGUUGCUGGAAAUAUUACUGCCUUCCCACCGGUUGGGCCAACUUUGGGGUCAGCUCAGAGGAGGAACUUCACCUCACACGGAAACUCUUCUGGGGCAUCUUUGAGUCAUUGUCCCAUAAGAAAUUUGACUCCGAUCUCUUCAAGCUGGCCAUGCCCUGCUUGUGUGCCAUCGCUGGCGCCAUCCCUCCUGACUACGUGGAUGCCAGCUAUUCUUCGAAAACCGAAAAGAAGGCUUCGGUGGACGCCGAGGGCAACUUUGACCCUAAACCAGUGGAAACACUAAAUGUCAUCAUUCCAGAGAAGUUGGACUCCUUCAUCAACAAGUAUGCGGAGUACACGCAUGAGAAAUGGGCCUUUGACAAGAUUCAGAACAACUGGUCCUUUGGGGAGGCCGUGGACGAGCAGGCCAAGACCAACCCUAUGUUGCGUCCUUACAAAACGUUCUCCGAGAAGGACAAGGAAAUCUACCGAUGGCCCAUCAAGGAGUCCCUGAAGGCCAUGAUUGCUUGGGAGUGGAUGGUCGAGAAGGCCCGCGAGGGCGACGAGGAGAAAACGGAGAAGAAAAAAACCCGCAAAAUCUCACAGACCGCCCAGGUCUACGACCCCAGCCAUGGUUACAAUCCUCAGCCAAUGGAUCUAUCUGCAGUGACCCUCUCCAGGGAACUACAGGCCAUGGCAGAACAGUUGGCUGAGAACUACCACAACACCUGGGGACGCAAGAAGAAGUUAGAGCUGGAGAGCAAAGGAGGUGGAACCCACCCCUUACUGGUGCCGUAUGACACGCUGACGGCCAAGGAGAAGGCCCGGGACCGGGAAAAAGCUCAGGAGCUGCUUAAAUUCCUCCAGCUCAAUGGCUACGCGGUGACUCGGGGUCUGAAGGACAUGGAGUUGGACACGUCAUCCAUUGAGAAGCGCUUCGCCUUUGGAUUCCUGCAGCAGCUGCUGAAAUGGAUGGACAUCUCUCAAGAAUUCAUCGCCCACCUGGAUGCUGUGGUGAGCAGCGGACGAGUAGAGAAGUCCCCACAUGAACAGGAGAUCAAGUUCUUCGCCAAGAUCCUGCUGCCCCUCAUCAACCAGUACUUCACCAACCACUGCCUCUACUUCCUGUCCACCCCGGCCAAGGUCCUGGGCAGCGGAGGCCACGCCUCCAACAAGGAGAAAGAGAUGAUAACCAGCCUUUUCUGCAAAUUGGCAGCCCUGGUCAGGCACCGGGUCUCACUCUUUGGUACCGAUGCUGCUGCUGUGGUUAAUUGCCUUCACAUCCUGGCUCGGUCCUUGGAUGCCAGGACAGUCAUGAAAUCAGGCCCUGAAAUUGUCAAGGCGGGGCUGCGCUCCUUCUUCGAAAGUGCCUCCGACGACAUUGAGAAGAUGGUGGAGAACCUCAAGCUUGGCAAAGUCUCCCAAUCCCGCACUCAAGUCAAGGGCGUGGGGCAGAACAUCACCUACACCACCGUGGUCCUCUUGCCCGUCCUCACCUCCCUCUUCGAACACAUCGCCCAGCACCAGUUUGGGGACGAUGUCAUGUUGGAUGAUGUCCAGGUCUCCUGCUACCGAACUCUGAGUAGUAUCUACUCCCUGGGGACAACCAAAAAUCCAUAUGUGGAGAGGCAGAGGCCCCAACUUGGAGAAUGCUUGGCACGGCUGGCAGCGGCGAUGCCUGUGGCUUUCCUGGAGCCGCAUAUCAACGAAUUCAACCCUUGUUCUGUUUAUACCACCAAGUCCCCGAGAGAGAGAGCCAUCUUAGGCCUACCGAACUGUGUGGAGGAGAUGUGUCCAGAUAUUCCAGUCCUGGAGAAGCUGAUGAAGGACAUCAAUGGGCUGGCGGAGUCGGGGGCUCGCUAUACCGAAAUGCCCCACGUAAUCGAGGUCACCUUACCGAUGCUUUGCAAUUACCUGCCCCGUUGGUGGGAGAGAGGUCCGGAGACCAACGCGCAGGGUCCUUGGUGCACGGAAGUGACCUCUAACCAGCUCAACACCUUGCUGGGGAACAUCCUGAAGAUCAUCGUCAGCAACCUGGGCAUAGACGAAGCAUCUUGGAUGAAGCGGUUGGCAGUCUUUGCACAGCCCAUUGUCAGCAAGGCCAAGCCCGAAUUGCUCCGUUCCCAUUUCAUCCCCACCAUGGAGAAGCUGAAGAAGCGCUCCGGGAAAGUGGUGGCGGAGGAAGAACAGCUGCGGCUGGAGGCCAAGUCCGAAUCGGAAGACACCGAGCUUCUCAUCCGGGAUGAGUUUUCGGUGCUGUGCCGCGACCUCUACGCCCUCUACCCGUUGCUGAUCCGCUACGUGGACAACAACAGGGCCCACUGGUUGACCGAGCCCAACUCGGACGCUGAGGAACUGUUCCGGAUGAUUGGGGAAAUCUUUAUUUAUUGGUCCAAGUCCCAUAAUUUUAAGCGAGAAGAGCAAAACUUCGUCGUUCAGAACGAAAUCAACAACAUGUCCUUCCUGACAGCCGACAGCAAAAGCAAAAUGUCGAAGUCAGGCGGCUCGGACCAGGAACGGCACAAGAAGAAACGCCGAGGGGACCGCUAUUCCGUACACACGUCCCUCAUCGUGGCCACGCUGAAGAAGAUGCUUCCCAUCGGCCUGAACAUGUGUUCCCCAAACGACCAAGAGCUGAUCACCCUGGCCAAGCUGCGCUACGCAUUGAAAGACACCGAUGAAGAGGUGCGUGAAUAUCUCAACAACAACCUUCAUCUUCAAGGCAAGUGUGAUAAUUCCUGCUCCAUGCGCUGGCAGAUGGCCCUCUACAAGGAAAUGGCUGGGAAGGCCGAGGACUGCAACAAGCCAGAGAAGAUUGUCAAACGGGUUCAAGAAGUCUCUGCUGUGCUCUACCACCUGGAACAGUUAGAGCACCCGUACAAAUCCAAGAAAGCCGCGUGGCACAAAUUGCUCUCCAAGCAACGGCGUCGCGCAGUGGUUGCGUGCUUCCGCAUGACACCCCUCUAUAACCUGCCCAGGCAUCGGGCUUGCAACAUGUUCCUGGAGAGCUACAAGUAUUCCUGGAUCUUCAGUGAAGAGCAUCCCUUUGAAGACAGAAUGAUUGACGAUCUGUCUAAACCUGGGCCGCAGGAAGAGGAAGAGGAAGAGGAGCAGGAAAAGAAGCCGGAUCCUCUGCAUCAGCUCAUUCUCCAUUUUAGCAGGACAGCGUUAACAGAAAAGAGCAAACUGGAUGAAGAUUAUCUGUACAUGGCCUACGCUGACAUCAUGGCCAAGAGCUGUCACAUUAAUGAAGGAGAAGAAGGUGAUGGGGAAGAGGAAGAAGAAGUGCCUUUUGAGGAAAAGGAGAUGGAGAAGCAGAAGCUUUUGUACCAACAAUCCCGACUUCACAAUCGCGGAGCAGCUGAGAUGGUGCUGCAAAUGAUUAGCGCAUGUAAAGGGGAGCCUGGAGACAUGGUCUCCUCCACUCUGAAAUUGGGCAUUUCCAUCCUCAAUGGUGGCAAUGAGGAGGUGCAACAGAAAAUGCUGGAUUAUCUGAAGGAGAAACGUGAGGUGGGAUUCUUCCAGAGUGUCCAAGCACUAAUGCAAACCUGCAGCGUGCUGGACCUCAAUGCCUUUGAGAGGCAAAACAAGGCCGAAGGACUUGGGAUGGUAACAGAAGAAGGGACAGUCAUCAGUCGUGAAAAUGGAGAGAAGGUGAUGGCCGAUGACCUGUUCACCCAGGACCUCUUUCGGUUCCUGCAACUCCUUUGCGAAGGACACAAUAACGACUUCCAGAAUUAUCUGCGGACCCAGACUGGCAACACCACCACCAUCAACAUCAUAAUCUGCACUGUUGACUACCUUCUGCGACUUCAGGAGUCCAUCAGUGAUUUUUACUGGUAUUAUUCAGGCAAGGACGUGAUCGACGACCAGGGCAAACGCAACUUCUCCAAAGCGAUAGCCGUCGCCAAGCAGGUCUUCAACAGCCUCACCGAAUACAUCCAGGGCCCUUGCACUGGGAACCAGCAGAGUUUAGCACAUAGUAGAUUGUGGGAUGCAGUCAUUGGUUUCCUUCACGUCUUUGCUCACAUGAUGAUGAAACUGGCUCAGGAUUCCAGCCAGAUUGGGCUUCUGAAGGAGCUGUUGGACCUUCAAAAGGACAUGGUGGUGAUGCUGCUUUCUCUGCUGGAAGGAAACGUGGUGCACGGCACCAUCGCCCGGCAGAUGGUGGACAUGUUGGUGGAGUCCUCCAGCAACGUGGAGAUGAUCCUCAAGUUCUUCGACAUGUUCUUGAAACUCAAGGACAUUGUGGCCUCGGAUGCCUUCCGCGACUACAUCACAGAUCCGCGGGGCCUCAUCUCCAAGAAGGAUUUCCAGAAGGCCAUGGACAGUCAGAAGCAAUACACGCCGUCGGAGAUCCAGUUCCUCCUCUCCUGCUCAGAGGCCGAUGAGAACGAGAUGAUUGACUACGAAGAGUUUGCCAACCGUUUCCAGGAGCCCGCCAAAGACAUUGGCUUCAACAUUGCUGUGCUGCUGACAAACCUCUCGGAGCACAUGCCUCACGACGCCCGCCUGAAGACCUUCCUGGAACUGGCUGAAUGCAUCCUCAACUACUUCAAUCCCUACCUGGGCCGCAUUGAGAUCAUGGGUGCCAGCAAACGCAUUGAACGCAUCUACUUUGAGAUCAGCGAGGCCAAUAAGACCCAGUGGGAGAUGCCUCAGGUCAAGGAAUCCAAGAGGCAGUUCAUCUUCGACGUGGUGAACGAAGGAGCCGAGUCGGAGAAGAUGGAGCUCUUCAUCAACUUCUGUGAGGACACCAUCUUUGAGAUGCAGAUCGCCUCCCAGAUUUCAGAGGAGGAAGGAGAGGCAGUGGAAGAGGUGGAGGAAGAAGCAGAAAGCACCGAAAGUGGGGAAGCCGAGAGUGCGUCGGCGCCUUCAGAGGCGUCUUCGGUCUUUGGGGAGUUUCUGGAGAGCAUCCUGAAUUUCUUCCACUUGUUCACCUACCGUAACAUCCGCCGACAGUUCCGCAAAGUCAAGAAGAUGACGGUCAAGGAGAUGGCCGUGGGAGUGGCCACCUUCCUUUACACCAUCUUAAUGGGCAUCCUUGUCUUCUUCUACAGCAUCCUCAAGGGCUUCUUCCUGCUCAUCUGGAGCACCCUCUUUGGCGGUGGCUUGGUGGAGGAGGCCAAGAAGCUCACCAUGACCGAACUGUUGGCCAGCAUGCCUGACCCAACUCAGGAUGAGGUUCAUGGAGACGUGGCUCCUUCUGACGAAGAGGAGCAGGCGACGGAAGAAGGAGAAGAAAUCAGUAUCGUGGAGCCCGGCAAGGAGGAAGCAACUGUGGAAGGUGGAGAAGGUUUUGGAGCGGAUCCAAAGAAAGAGCAUUUCCGUUCAACGGCCGCUGAUGCGCCGGGCGGGCUUGGAGAUAUGGGGGACACCACCCCAGUGGAACCUCCCACCCCUGAAGGGACACCCAUCCUCAAGAGGAAAUUGGUAUGAUUGGGGCUUGACGGGGCGGAGGAUGAGUCGUAUAUGGAGCUGGAGAAGAUCGAGGAACCCCCAGCAGAACCAGAGAAAGCUGAUGCGGAAAACGGGGAGAAGGCUGCCAAGGAAGAAGAGAAGAAGAAAGAGGAGGAGAAAGAACACAAGGAGGAAGAGCCGCCAUCACCGCCACCAAAGAAAGAGGAAGAACAGGGAGUCUCAGAGUUUUGGAACGAGAUGGAGAUCCAGAGGAUCAAAUUCCUGAAUUACCUGUCCAGGAAUUUCUACAACCUGCGCUUCCUGGCCCUCUUCCUGGCCUUUGCCAUCAACUUCAUCUUGCUCUUCUAUAAGGUGUCGGACACGCCACCUGGUGAAGAAGAGUUUGAGGGCUCUGGUCUUGAAGGCGAUCUGGACGCAGGAUCUGGGGCAGGCUCCGGCUUCGGCGGUGAUGACAACGGUGGCAACGGGGACGGCAACGGGGACGAGGACGAAGAAGACAGCGUGGUCUACUUCUUCCUGGAGGAGAGCACGGGCUACAUGCAGCCAGCCUUACAAUUCCUGUCCAUCGUCCACACCCUGGUAGCCUUCCUCUGCAUCAUCGGCUACAACUGUCUCAAAGUGCCAUUGGUCAUCUUCAAGCGCGAGAAGGAGCUGGCCCGUACGUUGGAGUUUAGCGGGCUGUACAUCACGGAGCAACCGGAGGAUGACGACAUCAAAGGCCAGUGGGAUCGUCUGGUGCUCAACGCUCCGUCCUUCCCGAGCAAUUAUUGGGAUAAGUUCAUCAAAAGAAAGGUUCUAGACAAAUACGGCGACAUCUACGGGCGAGAAAGGAUCGCGGAACUUUUGGGCAUAGAUUUGGCCAGCCUGGAAAUCUCAGCCCAAAAUGAAAAGAAAUCAGAGCCGGACACGUCGUUCUUGGCUUGGAUUAGUUCCAUUGACAUUAAGUACAAGAUUUGGAAACUUGGCGUCAUCUUCACGGAUAACUCCUUCCUUUAUCUCUUCUGGUACAUGGUGAUGUCCGUGCUUGGCCAUUACAACAACUUCUUCUUCGCUUGCCAUCUUCUGGACAUUGCCAUGGGCGUCAAGACCUUAAGGACCAUCCUGUCCUCUGUCACCCACAAUGGCAAACAGCUGAUGAUGACCGUGGGGUUGCUGGCAGUGGUUGUCUACCUUUACACCGUGGUGGCCUUCAACUUCUUCCGCAAGUUCUACAACAAGAGCGAGGACGAGGACGAACCAGACAUGAAGUGUGAUGAUAUGAUGACGUGUUACCUCUUCCAUAUGUAUGUCGGAGUGAGAGCCGGUGGCGGCAUCGGGGAUGAGAUUGAAGAUCCAGCUGGAGACGAAUAUGAGCUCUACCGCGUGAUCUUUGAUAUCACCUUCUUCUUCUUUGUCAUUGUCAUCUUGUUGGCUAUCAUCCAAGGUUUGAUCAUUGAUGCCUUUGGGGAGCUGAGAGACCAACAGGAGCAAGUGAAGGAGGACAUGGAGACCAAAUGUUUCAUCUGUGGGCUUGGCAGUGACUAUUUUGACACGACGCCCCACGGCUUUGAGACCCACACGUUAGAGGAGCACAACCUGGCAAAUUACAUGUUCUUCCUGAUGUAUCUCAUCAAUAAGGAUGAAACGGAGCACACUGGCCAGGAAUCCUACGUCUGGAAAAUGUACCAAGAGCGCUGUUGGGAUUUUUUCCCGGCUGGAGACUGCUUCCGGAAACAGUAUGAAGACCAGCUCGGCUAG